Messenger RNA from Cylas formicarius (sweet potato weevil), 3746 nucleotides. Its product is annotated as neprilysin-2. Gene Ontology annotation, biological process: protein processing. The transcript is spliced from 12 exons. The record is from RefSeq and is a predicted model, not a curated record. Gene Ontology annotation, molecular function: metalloendopeptidase activity. Gene Ontology annotation, cellular component: plasma membrane. Bases 200 to 2491 code for a protein of 763 amino acids. NCBI's taxonomy places the organism in Eukaryota, Metazoa, Arthropoda, Insecta, Coleoptera, Brentidae.
AUGCUUUUCCCGAGUUUAAACACUUCGAAAUACGGAUUUUAGAAUUUAUGUACCGCUCGAGCACACGCGCUAGAACACCAUGCACGCGUGAAGAGGGGAAGAGGUUUCCCAGUUAAUUUCAACCAAAAAAAAACAGUUUCGUUUUAGAUUCCGUAGUGCUUUUUGUUAUUGUUAUUAUUGUGAUAUUCGCUUUCCUACCAUGACGUCCGGUGUUAAACAAACUGUUAUCAAAAACCCAACAUGGUGGAAAAGAAGGACAAGCAUGGAGAGAUGUCUCACUCUCACGACUGCAGUAGUGUUCAUUAUAGGAAUCUCGUUAAUAGUAGCUCUUGCCACGGUAUUAUACAAUAGGAAUACGGAAAUUGCUAGUUCUCAAUUUAGUGCCGAGGCACUGCAAGGACCAUUCAUUAUAAAUGCUCACCCGGACGGCCAUAAUCGAGAGUCGAAGCUUUGUCUUACUCCGGGAUGCGUCCACACCGCAUCCAAAGUGCUGGAGUAUAUGGAUCAAUCGAUAGACCCGUGUGACGACUUUUACGAAUUUACCUGCGGCAACUUUCUGAAGAAGACCAAUAUUCCAGACGAUAAAUCCUCAAUAACUUCGUUUAGUAUUAUAAGUGACACGCUUCAAGAGCAGUUGAGGUCGAUGAUAGAGGAACCGAUCCAGCCCGAUGAACCAAAACCGUUCCAACUGACGAAGAAAUUGUAUAGGGCAUGCAUGAACAAAACUUUGAUCGAAGGCGAGGGUUUGACGAUUAUCCAUUCGAUUUUAAAGGAGUUGGGUGGCUGGCCAGUGCUAGACGGCGAGAGAUGGAGGGACGGUGAUUUUGACUGGAGAAAAUCUGUCUAUCGGUUUAGAAAAGUGGGCUACAGCGUUGAUUAUUUUAUAGAUUUCUCGGUUGGGAUAGAUGUUAAGAAUUCCACAAAGAGGAUAAUUGAUCUCGACCAAGGCUCCUUGGGCUUGAGAAGGGAGUUUCUAACCAAAGGUUUAGACGAUAAACUUGUAAAGGCAUAUUACGACUAUAUGGUAGAUAUAGCAGUGCUGUUCGGUGCUGACAAGCAAAGGGCUACCAAGGAAUUAAAAGAGUCGUUAGACUUUGAAAUUAAAUUGGCAAAUAUUUCUUUACCCAGUGAAAAAAGAAGAAACGCCACAGCUUUGUACAAUCCCAUGACUGUUGCAGAGCUCCAAAAUAAGUACCCAAGUAUACCGUGGAUAGAAUACAUCAAUACCUUACUGGCGCCCGAUACGGAAGUCGGGAACGAUGAGAUAGUGGUUGUCAGUGUUCCAAAAUACAUUUCCGAUUUUGAAGCUCUCAUAAGUAGAACGCCAAAGAGGGUGCAAGCCAAUUACGUCAUGUGGAGAGCAGCUGCUUCGUCGGUAUCAUACCUUACAGAAGCACUACGACAAAGACAGCUCGAGUACACUACGAUCGUCACCGGAAGAACUGAAAGAGAAGCUAGAUGGAAAGAGUGCAUCGACAUUUCUGCCGGAAGUCUAUCAAUCGCUUCCGGAGCGUUAUACGUUCGCAAAUAUUUCAAUGAAGAAGCGAGACAGAACGCAAAGGAGAUGGUAGCUGACAUUAGGGCGGAGUUCGAAGAAAUCCUGAGGAAGGUCGACUGGAUGGACCAAGAGACUAGGAUGAACGCCAUUGACAAAGCUAAAUCUAUGUCGACUCAUAUAGCGUACCCGGACGAGUUAUUGGACGAUAAAAAACUUGAAGAGUUUUACGAAGGACUCGAACUUGAUUCCGAAGAGUACAUGAGAUCGAUUCUAAAUCUAACAUUAUUUGGUACUAGAUUUUCUUUCAAGAGAUUGCGUCAGCCCGUUAACAAGACCGACUGGAUCACACACGGUAGACCAGCCGUCGUUAACGCAUUCUAUUCGUCCAUCGAAAACAGUAUUCAAUUCCCUGCCGGCAUACUUCAAGGGGUGUUCUUCAGUGCAGACAGACCGAGGUACAUGAACUAUGGCGCCAUUGGUUUCGUAAUAGGUCACGAAAUCACGCACGGAUUUGACGAUCAAGGCAGACAGUUUGAUAAAAAUGGUAACCUGGUAGAUUGGUGGCAGCCUGAGACCAAGAAGCGUUUCGUCGAAAAGGCCCAGUGCAUUAUCGAUCAGUAUGGCAACUAUACCGUUCCGGAACUAAAACUGCACCUGAACGGCAUUAACACCCAGGGAGAAAAUAUCGCGGACAAUGGCGGUAUCAAAGAGGCCUAUCUCGCUUAUAAACGAUGGGUCGAUAGGAACGGUAGCGAGCCUUAUUUACCAGGCCUCAACUACACGGGUCGGCAGAUGUUUUGGGUGUCUGCGGCCAGCAUCUGGUGUUCUCUGACGAGAGAUGAGGAACUAAGGCAAUUGAUUGUUACCGAUGAACACGCACCCGAUAAGUACAGGGUGAUCGUACCGUUGAGUAAUAUGGAAUACUUUGCCGAAGACUUUAAUUGUCCCCUGGGGUCGAAAAUGAAUCCGACGAAGAAAUGUAACGUGUGGUAGGCUGACGGAUCGGCGGUUCCAAAAGGAUGAAAGGUCAACGUUUUCGAUUGCAGUGUGUGUAGCUUAAAUUAUUUUAAGGAUUGGACUGGAUGUAUGUCGAAGUUGUUGGAUUUUAUUAGUUGUGGCCGAUGGUCCUCUGCGAAGAAGAGUUUUUAAUCAUCUAGGUUUCGAGUUUCGUUUCCACAUUGUCGCACGUGUCUCGGAAAAUGUAUUUAUUAUUUUAUCGAUAACUUAUACUUGUGGUUUUAUCUGGCUUUUCGCGUAAUAUUGUUAUCUAACAAAGAGAUCUGACGAGUGAAUCCAAUUAUAUGAACUUUGUGACGUAUUGGUUAUUGGCAAUUGAUGAGUUUAGCGCAAUUUAGGCGGUAAUUUUUUCUGUUACUGUCUAGGUAGCAAAUCUGUAUAAGCAGUAAGCAGGGGAAAAGAAAUAUUAAAAUUUUGACUUGUACCCAAAUCCUAACGUGAUAUUCAGAUUUUAAUUCGACAUUUUUGAAUUGUUAUUUUAUUCUCAUUUUAAUAUUUAAACGAUUUCGUACUAUUUCGCUAAUUGUGUUAUAUUUAUUCUAUAUUUUAUAGUUUAAAAACUUUACUUUUCAUUUUCAUAUUCAAAUUUGUAAAUAGUUUAUUAGAUUUUGUACCCUAAAAUUGAGGACUGCUUACUUCGUUUUUUUUUUCAGUAACCUGCGAAGUGUUUUUUUUUAAAUAAAAUGAUAAAAAAUUGAUAAUUUAUUUUGUUCUCUAGUUGGUGAUGGAAGAUUCGCUUUUUAACAACAUGCAUGACCCGCUUUGCUAUGACUGCAGGGUAGUCCGGUUACCAGUUAGUGCAUCACAUCAUUUAAAAACACGUUAUACCGAGAAAGAGCAAAGGAGCGAGUUAUGUAAAAUAAAAUGCCUUUGUUGCUUAUUGUAAUUCAUUAUUGCUUUUGUUAAAUAGUACUCACACUUCUUUUCUAGAAAGGUAAGACUGUAGCGCACUAAAAUAUAUAUUAACUAAAAAAGUUGGUGUAUAAUCUCGAACUGUAAAAAUUCAAAAAUUAUGGUACUAAGGCCCUGUAUAUUUUAGAUCAAUCAAACUAUGAUUUAUAAAAUUUUUAAUUGUUCGCUCACUAACUGUUAAAAAAAAAACUAGAAAUGGAAGAAAAAUCUAAGACUUUGUCUGGCCCACUCAAUGUUUUGGUUUAACUUAGCUUUCGUAAUGACAGUUAGUAAGUGGCUGUAAUUCUGUUUAUUAUUAUAUUAUAUUAUUUUUCUAAUU